This is a messenger RNA of Silurus meridionalis, 5099 nucleotides long. RefSeq names its product synaptic vesicle glycoprotein 2C. The coding region runs from base 356 to 2542 and encodes 728 amino acids. The record is from RefSeq and is a predicted model, not a curated record. Gene Ontology annotation, cellular component: membrane. Gene Ontology annotation, biological process: chemical synaptic transmission; transmembrane transport. The transcript has 13 exons. Gene Ontology annotation, molecular function: transmembrane transporter activity. Lineage: Eukaryota; Metazoa; Chordata; Actinopteri; Siluriformes; Siluridae.
CAGAGGAGCUGCUUACUGCAUCGCGGGGGAGGAAGUACUGUAUACACCAGGACAUAAGAGGGGAAGAAAAAGAAGGGGGGAAUAAGAAAAAGAAAACCAGAUAGCUCUUCAUCACUCCACACUUCCGUGCAGUGGGAUAGCGUUGGGGAAAUACCCGGGUGAGAGGACGCGCGCGCGCUCUGCUGGAUCCCCGCUGCGCUUAAUUUUUUGCUUCUAUUGCACCGGGUGUACCUCUAACUCUUUUGGAUGGAUCCAACCUAAAAGUAAAGGUAAAGAGGAAGUCGAGUUAAGAGGUCGCAAAUCGAGUGCCAGUCUUUUACUUCCAGUUUGAGUUAUUUGACGGCAGAAAAAAAAAAUGGAGAACACAUACAGUGAGAGAACUUCUCUUUCCCGUGGCGCUCGAGAUAUCGCCAAAGAAGCCAAGCGACAUGCGGUCAAAAAGGUCAACAAAGCCAUAGACAGGGCAACGGAUGAAUACUCAGGCCGCACGUAUCAUCGGUUCGAAAACGACGAUGAAGACGAGGGCGGAGAUGAGAACCGCUAUUACAACCAGGACGGUCAGGCGCACCAACACGAGGACGAUGAAGGAUCCAGUGACGCCACUGAAGGCCAUGACGAUGAAGACGAGAUCUACGAGGGAGAGUACCAGGGGGUUCCUGGCACCGGGGACGGACAGGUGGCUAUGGGGCGGCCGGUAGCUGAUGGUACGAAGGACAGGAAAGAGCUGGAGAAGGAGCGUGAGGCGGAGGAGGAGGAGCUAGCACAGCAGUACGAGUUGAUCAUCCAGGAGUGCGGACACGGGCGCUUCCAGUGGCAGCUCUUCUUCGUACUGGGGUUGGCGCUCAUGUCCGACGGCGUGGAGGUUUUCGUGGUUGGGUUUGUGUUGCCUAGCGCCGAGACGGACAUGUGUGUGCCCAACUCUGGAGCAGGGUGGCUGGGUAGUAUUGUGUACCUGGGGAUGAUGGUUGGAGCAUUUUUCUGGGGCGGUUUGUCGGAUAAAGUGGGCCGGAGGCAGUGUUUGCUGGUGUGUAUGUCCGUGAACGGCUUCUUCGCCUUCCUGUCCUCGUUCGUGCAGGGAUACAGCACCUUCCUCUUCUGCAGGAUGCUCUCAGGAUUUGGGAUUGGAGGGGCUGUGCCCAUCGUGUUCUCGUACUUUGCCGAAUUCCUGGCGAGGGAGAAGCGUGGCGAGCACCUGAGCUGGCUCUGCAUGUUCUGGAUGAUAGGCGGCAUCUACGCUUCGGCCAUGGCAUGGGCUAUUAUCCCUCAUUACGGCUGGAGUUUCAGCAUGGGCUCAGCGUAUCAGUUCCACAGUUGGAGAGUUUUUGUGGUCGUCUGCGCAUUACCGUGUGUCUGCGCAGUCGUCGCUCUUACCUUCAUGCCAGAAAGUCCACGCUUUUUUCUGGAGACGGGGAAACAUGACGAGGCGUGGAUGGUGCUGAAACAGAUCCACGACACUAACAUGCGUGCACGCGGAGAGCCAGAGAAGGUUUUUACUGUGAACCGUAUAAAGAUCCCUAAACAGUUGGACGAGUUUGUUGAGAUGCAGUCUGAGUCUGCAAACCCUGUGGCUAAAGUCCUUUUCCGAAUCCGGAGCGAACUCCGUGGAAUAUGGCUAACGUUCCUAAAGUGCUGGGAUUACCCUGUGAAAGACAACACGGUGAAACUUGCCAUCGUAUGGUUCUCUCUGUCGUUUGGGUACUACGGUCUUUCAGUGUGGUUCCCUGAUGUAAUAAAGCACCUCCAAGCGGAUGAAUAUGCAUCAAGGGUAAAGAUCCACAACAACGAGCGCAUCGAAGACUUCACUUUCAACUUCACGCUGGAAAACCAGGUGCACUCCAACGGGUUCUUCAUCAACGACAGGUUCAUCAGCAUGAAGUUUAAAUCGGUCACCUUUAAAGAUUCCAUCUUCCAGAACUGCUACUUUGAAGAUGUCACUUCAAUCGGGACUUUCUUCAAGAACUGCACCAUCCUGGACACGUUCUUCUAUAAUACAGAUAUCGACGACUCAAAAUUUAUCGGCUCCUCGGUGAUCAACAUCACAUUUGCACACAAUAAGACGGGCUGCCAGGUCACAUUCGAUGAUGACUACAGUGCCUACUGGGUGUACUUUAUUAACUUCCUAGGAACCCUGGCUGUUUUGCCAGGUAACAUAGUCUCCGCCUUGCUGAUGGACAAAGUCGGGCGGUUGAGCAUGCUGGGAGGAUCGAUGGUUCUCUCCGGUAUUAGUUGUUUCUUCCUGUGGUUUGGCACCAGCGAGUCGAUGAUGAUCGCAAUGCUCUGCCUCUAUAACGGCCUCAGCAUAUCCGCCUGGAACUCCCUGGAUGUAGUCACAGCCGAGCUGUAUCCCACCGACAGGAGGGGAACCGGAUUCGGGUUCUGUAAUGCCAUGUGUAAGUUAGCAGCCGUGUUGGGGAACCUGAUCUUCGGCUCAUUGGUGGGCAUCACUAAAGCAAUUCCCAUCCUCCUGGCAUCGGGCGUGCUGGUGGGCGGCGGCCUCGUGGGACUACGACUCCCAGACACGCGUGCCAACGUCCUCAUGUGACCCCCAAACUCCGUCCACUCCUCUCCGAACGGACUGUUGCCACGGAAACAAGAAGGACACUCCGGGUUGGGGCAGCUGCACCAGGCGACAACAUUGUCUGAUUAUUUAUUGAGUUGUACACUCAGUGUUAGAUCGUUAAUUUGCUGGGGUUUUUUUCAUUAAAGCUGCAGUAUGUAACAUCCAGAAAAUUGGAGAAAUAUUUUAGUCACAUUUAAUGACACUGUUUUGCCUUUUAAGAUGAUUCUGGGUCAGUUUCUGGCUUCACACCGACAGUUUUAUAAAUAGCAGCUGAACCUUAUUUCCCGUGCCUAAUACAAUGGCGUCGAUUUGCGAUGAUGUAUAAAUCUUAAAAAAAAAAAAAAAAACAAUUGCAAAAUGGACCUUUCAGUUUCUCGAGACUGUCGAAAUUUGCACACGUUUUUAUUUCCUUUUUUUAUUAUGAGCACAAAAAAAGUUACUCACUGCAGCUUUAAUAUGGAGUCAUAUUUAUUGAUAUUUAUCGGGGAAAAAUUGCAAUCUCGACCAAAUUCUGCAAAAAGGUUCUAGAAUAAUCGAACAGUGCCGAAAGCAGAAGCUGAGAUGAAUAUAUCACUUUGUUCAUUGUUAAAACAGAGAUACGGGAAUCCUUUAUAUGUAUAACAAUAUUCCUUUUAAAUGAUGAUCAUUAUUUUAAGAUGGACGAUGUUUUUCGGCUUUGAGUCGAUCCGAGGCAAUCGAGACCAACGGCGGCUACUCCUCUCAGUGUAGGCAGAAAAGAAAUUCAGAUUAAAUUAGGUUUUUUUCCUAAUUAAAGCGGAAGACAUUUUAAAGCAGCGAUAAGGCUUUCGUCUUCGUUCUCGUCUUUGUGAACUUUGUCGUGUGGUUAAUCGACGCUUUUUUGCAAGGGCUUGCCUUCGUAGUGUGUGUAGUUAUAUUUAUUUCAAUUCGCCGUGUCGGUUUUAUCCGUCUCUCUCCCUUUUUUUUGCUUCCUCCUCGAACCCGAGUCUGCAUGCACGCCUGUUCGUGUACGUGUGACGGCCCUUGCUGCGAUUCUGUCGCGUUUCUCACUCAUGCUGCUGUGCGUUUCGUCUCCUCGAAUCACGGAAUGGCCUUUUUCUCUCGAUACCGUGCCUCUUUCGCCCUCUGUCCAUCUGCCUCCUGCACGUCAGUAUCUCAUCCCCUUUCUGUGUGUGUGCGCGAGUUUCCUACUUGCUUUUUCACCUGUAAGUCAUUCGGAUCAGACGUAAGGCCUAUUUCUUGACCCUAAAAGAGUGACAGAUCAGCUGAUCAGGAAGACUUCAUGGAAGGUGUCUUGAAAGCAUGACUAAUUUUAGCUGAAUGUUUGAAGGAAGCAGGAGGUUCUCCUGGAACUGUAAGGUUCUCACCUAAGAAGCUUCUGAAAAAAGUUACAGUACUGUAGGUGUCGCUAAAACGCUGAGAAUGACUGUGGGUGUGGUCUUCCUCUGGUCUUCGGUAUGUCACACCUUUUUGGCGCCAUCUAGCGUUGGAACAAGCAGCACACAACUGCGCACACCUGAACUGGUUCUUCUACACAUUGGCUGCUAUCGUGUUUGGAUCAGACGUUGAUGUUUCUUUUGAUGAAUUUAUAAAUGUGCCAUAUGACAUUUGCAAUACCGUACAGGGUUGAUUUAUUUUAUUUUAUUUUUAAUCUACUGUCUUUUUUUUUUACAUUGAUAAGUGAAUGUUGUGCAGAAAUAUAUUGUAUUAUAUAUAGAACGGCCUUGUUUUUUAUUUUUUUUAAUUUUGUGUACCUUUUUUGGUGGAUUAGAUUUCCCAUUUGUGGUGAUCAAUACGUCUUUUUAAAUGUGCAUUUUUUUUUUUUUACAUUUUUGUUAAUUUUUUAUAGCACAAAUGAACGAUCCUGACGUAUUACAGUGACGUUAUUUUAGCAUUUAGACCAAAACCAAAAGCACAUUUAUACGAGUGCUCAGUAUCUCUGCACAUGUUUGUACACGUUUUUUUUUUCCUUUUCUCUACCUGGUUCGAAUCACCUGUGUUUUUAUUGUAGAUUACCACACAAGUGGAAGCUGAAACCAGGAUCAGUUACGGUUCAUUCAUGUGGCAGCUCAACACAAUCCAUCCACCUGCCCCUUUUCAUCUCUCCAUCAUUGAGCAAACACAAAAAUAAACCAACACAGCACAAACACAACUCAAACUCCAACACAAAAUAAUACUACUACUACUUAUCAUCAUCAUCAUCAUAAUGUUGUCUUUAAACCGGCUAUUGCAUGCGUGUUAUGGAGAUUUCUCUCUGUGUUUGUUGUGUCACAUCUCCAAAAUAAAUGGAGUAGAAAUAAUAACGAUAAUAAUAAAGGUGUGUAUGAUUUUGGUGAUUUGUUGUGUAUGAUGUAUGAUGUGACUGAGUCUCUGAGGAUGUUGUGGCUCGGCUUCUAUAGAGUUUAUUAAAUAUGUGUAAAAUCUUCGGCCAAAUCUUUCCUCUGGAUAUUCUGGAUUUAUUUUGAAGAGAAAAAGUCAGUGUGAAACUUCAGGAGUGAAACCGAAGUGGAUUCGGUUUUGGAUCCGUUUGAACUGAAAUAAAAAAAUUAUAUCUAAAGAA